Guyanagaster necrorhizus is the source of this 498-nucleotide messenger RNA. Its product is annotated as ubiquitin-like protein. Lineage: Eukaryota; Fungi; Basidiomycota; Agaricomycetes; Agaricales; Physalacriaceae. The coding region runs from base 1 to 498 and encodes 165 amino acids. Gene Ontology annotation, molecular function: protein binding. The transcript is spliced from 4 exons. The record is from RefSeq and is a predicted model, not a curated record.
AUGUCCGACGAAGAAGUGCCAGGCGGCCCCAGCCAGGCUGAAAUCAAGGGAGAGAACGACCCAAACGCGCCGAUUAACGUCAAGGUUGUGACGUCGUCCGGCGAAGAAGUAUUCUUCAAGAUUAAGCGCAGCACGAAGCUGAGCAAGCUCCAGGGUGCCUAUGCGAGCAAAGUGGGAAAGGACGUGGCCACAAUCAGGUUCUUGUACGAUGGUAACCGGAUACAGGAAGACGAUACACCAGAGUCCCUAGAGAUGGAGGAUAACGAUACUAUUGAUGUUAUGGUUGAGCGUACGUUCGUUGCUUUCCCCUUCUUGUUUCUCAUGCUCAUGCUCGGCGUUGUGACGACCAGAGGUUGGAGGCUCUGCGCUGCCGUGACUAACCCUCUUCUUGUCGCUAUAUUCUGCUUCGCCAAUCAAUAUGAUAUUCAAAGUUGUACUACCUAUCGACAAUUGCACUCUCCCUUUCUUGUAAGCUCCCCCUAUAUGUGGUUUUUCUAA